UUUUGUCGCACAAAGAGAAAGCUGAGAAGGGGGGCUGGUGGAGGCAGCCACCAGUCACUAGUAUCUAAAAGCAAGGCAUCCCCGUGACUGUACAGCUUUAAUCAUUAAUCAUAAAUUCAAAAACAAGAAAAAAUCAUUCUAAUUAAUCACAACAAGACAAGCAAUCACGGACUCAAGAUCACUUUGCUGUUUGUUUCCUUGUCAUUCUUCUCAUUAUGAAUUGAGAAGUAUAGCAAAGCACACUUUCACUGCCACCUUCACUCCCUUUGCCACUCCAUGGAACCACCGCCGCCGCCGCCACUUUCCCAUACAACCUACACCCUCACGGCCUCCACAAUCUCCUACGCCAAACCCGCACCCACCUUCCUCUUCAAGCCCUGCAGCUCCACGCCACCCACAAACAUCCUCAACAACGUCUCCCUCACCGCCCACCCCUCCGAAAUCCUCGCCAUCGUCGGCCCCAGCGGCGCCGGCAAAUCCACCCUCCUAGACAUCCUCGCCGCCCGAACGGCGGCCACGACCGGCGCCCUCCUCCUCAACUCCGCCCCCCUCAACCCCUCCGCCUACCGCAAGCUCUCCGCCUACGUCCCCCAGCACGACGCAUGCCUCCCCCUCCUCACCGUCGCCGAGACCUUCGCCUUCUCCGCCGCCCUCCUCAACCCCAAAAGCGCCAACAUCCCCGCCAUCGUCUCCGCCCUCCUCGACGACCUCCGCCUCACGCACCUCGCGCAGGUCCGCCUCGCCCACGGCCUCUCCGGCGGCGAGCGCCGCCGCGUCUCGAUCGGUCUCAGCCUACUCCACGACCCCGCCGUCCUCCUCCUCGACGAGCCCACCUCCGGCCUCGACAGCCGAUCCGCCCUGAGCAUAAUGCAAACCCUGAGAUCGGUGACCGAGACGCGCCGCCGCACCGUGGUCCUCUCGAUCCACCAGCCAAGCUUCAAAAUCCUCUCCACCAUCGACAGAAUCCUCCUCCUCGCACAAGGCAGCGUCGUCCACCACGGCACCCUCUCCUCCCUAGAAGACUUCCUCCUCUCCAACGGCUUCACAGUCCCCCCGCAGCUCAAUCCCCUCGAAUACGCCAUGGAAAUACUAAACCAGCUCCAAUCUCCACCUCCACCUCCACCUCCUCCGCCGCCGCCGAUUGAAAGCGGAAUCGGCGAUACGAUGAGAUCUAGAUACAGAAGCUCUCGAAUCCACGAGAUCACACUCCUAUACUUGCGAUUCUGGAAAAUAAUUUACAGAACGAAGCAAUUACUGGUAACCAACACGCUGCAAGCAUUAGGAGUGGGAAUCAUUCUGGGCACAAUCUACAUAAACAUUGGAUUAGACAAAUCAGGGAUGGAGAAGAGAUUCGGGCUGUUCGCCUUCACCCUGACAUUCCUCCUCUCCUCGACGACGGAGACGCUCCCGAUCUUCAUCAACGAGCGCCCCAUCCUCCUUCGAGAAGCUUCGAGCGGCGUGUACCGCCUCUCCUCUCACCUGAUCGCCAACACCCUGGUGUUCCUCCCGUACCUCCUGGCCAUCGCCGUCGUCUACUCCGUGUCCGUCUACUUCCUAGUAGGGCUGUGCAUGACGUGGCAGGCGUUCACGUACUUCGUGGUCGUGAUAUGGUCGAUCGUGCUCAUGGCCAACUCCUUCGUGCUGUUUCUGAGCUCCGUGGCGCCAAAUUUCAUCGCCGGGACGUCGCUUCUGACGCUGCUGCUGGCCGGAUUCUUCCUCUUCUCCGGCUACUUCAUCUCGAGGGACAGGCUGCCCAAGUUCUGGCUCUUCAUGCAUUACAUCUCCAUGUACAAGUACGCCUUGGAUGCGCUGCUUAUCAACGAGUACUCGUGCCUGCUUUCCACGUGCCUCGUCUGGUACGACAAGGGGAGCAACGCCUGCAUGAUCAACGGCCGUGAUUUCUUGGAGAGGAGAGGCCUGCAUGAGCGCCAGCGCUGGACUAAUGUUUAUGUUAUGAUCGGAUUCUUCCUGCUUUAUCGCCUUCUCUGCUUCAUGGUUCUCAUCAGAAGGGUUUCCAGAUCCAAGAAAUGAAUCUUCUUUUUUCUUUUCUUUUUUGCUGUUACAUUUUUGUUGUUACGUGUUUGUCCAGAAUAACAAUAAUUUGUUUUUUUUU
Salvia miltiorrhiza (redroot sage) is the source of this 2113-nucleotide messenger RNA. RefSeq names its product ABC transporter G family member 8-like. Lineage: Eukaryota; Viridiplantae; Streptophyta; Magnoliopsida; Lamiales; Lamiaceae. Gene Ontology annotation, molecular function: ATP hydrolysis activity; ABC-type transporter activity; ATP binding. The record is from RefSeq and is a predicted model, not a curated record. The transcript has a single exon. Gene Ontology annotation, cellular component: membrane. Bases 277 to 2031 code for a protein of 584 amino acids.